UUCUAAGCCUUCGCCUGUGCUCGAGCUGGAUUGGAGCUGCCCUAACGUCUUUGUCUUGCUCGUCGUCGGCGACCAUGAGGCAUCCCUAUACGUCUGGCAAUUACACGCCCGUCAAGCGGGAGCUGCCGCUGACUGAGGGCGUCGUAGUGCAAGGAAGCGUUCCGACAUGCUUCCACGGCGGCCAGUACGUUCGUAAUGGCGGCAAUCCUCUGGCAGACGGCGACGAGAAACGGGAUGCGCAUUGGUUUGACGGUGACGGCAUGCUGACCGGUGUCUUGUUCUCCGAACCGACUCCUGGAGAAAAGGAAGCAAGAUCAAGAGACGCACGGCCAAUGUUCAUCAACAAGUACAUUCUCACAGACGUCCUCUUGUCGACCAGCACCAAGUACCGUCAACCAAUUUUGCCAUCGAUCACCUCGUUCGCGCUUCCUUUCCAAUGGUCAGCUCUACCUUAUCUUUUGGCCAUGCUUCUCCGCUCGAUCGUCCUCGUCUUCCUCAGUUGGCUACCCUUCCAGCGUCGACCUCGUGUGGGACGCAUCAGUGUGGCCAACACUUCUGUCUACUGGCAUGAUGGAAGGGCUUUCGCUGGAUGCGAGAGCGGACCACCUAUCCAAAUAUUGCUUCCCGGUCUCGAGACGGCCGACUGGUGGCAUGGCGGCUGGGCAAAAGGACAGGGCCCGUUCAAGAUGCUCAACGAGUUCACCACGGCCCACCCUCGAGUGGACCCGGUGACAAAUGAGCUGUUGCUCUACCACAUGUCCUUUGCUGCACCCUUUUUGCGAGUGAGCGUCAUCCCGCCUCGUUCUUCUCGAAAACCUGCUCUGCUGGGCGCGCCUGUACGUGGCGUGGCCCGACCGAAGCUGGCCCACGACUUUGGCGCGACAGCAACAAAGACUAUUCUCAUCGACCUCCCACUCGUCCUCGAUCCUCGUAAUCUGGUCGCAGGACAGUCAAUGCUCAGCUACCAUCGUGACAUGCCGACAAGGUUCGGCGUCAUGCCUCGAUGGGCUCCCCAGGAGAUCCAAUGGUACGAGAGCGAGUCCUGCUCCAUCUUCCACGCCGCCAAUGCAUGGGACGAUGACGAAGACGCAGCUUGCCUCUUGGCAUGCCGACUCAACAGCGCCACGCUGGUCUAUAGCGCAGGUAACAUUGCUACGCCAGACAACUGCAAGCCGCCCUUAGGUCAAGAGGAGCGUUGCCAUCUGUACUUUUGGCGUUUUGCACCUCGGAGUAACACCAUUUCGCACGAGUUUGCGCUCUGCAACAUCCCCUUGGAAUUCCCAACAAUCAACGAGCGUUUCUCGCAGCGAAAGAACCGAUUCGUAUACGGAGCCAGUAUGACCUGUGGCUCCUUUGACGCCGGCCUCGGGAGCCGCAAUGCCAAGAUCGACUGCCUGGCAAAGGUAGACGUUGAGGCCCUCGUGUGCAGAGGCAGGUCUCGCCAGGACGCUGGUUUGCUCUCCAAGGGCGAAUGCGUGGACGACCGAACGGUUUCUGAGAUUCUUCAAUCGGGCGAGAAAGAGGACGCCAUCAAGAUCUUCGCCCUGCCCCCACUCUGCUAUGGUCAAGAGGCUACCUUCGUCCCUCGAGUGGAAGGCGGGGACGAAGACGAUGGCUAUCUCGUAUUUUUCGUCUUUGACGAGUCCAAGGGCCUCAACGCAGACGGCGAUUGCACACCCGACGCCAAAAGCGAGCUGUACAUCAUCGAUGCAAAAGACAUGAAGACGGUCGUCUGUCGCAUCGAGCUGCCUCAGAGGGUUCCAUACGGCCUCCACGGCCAUUUCUUCUCAAGGGAAGACAUAGCCUCGCAGAUCCCGAUCGACGCGAGCAAAGUCCGCUCUUGGGCCCUAGCUCGCAAGGGCCUCGGACCUGGACCGGGCUUGGGAAAUGGGGGCAAACCCGCACUGGCCAAAGCUCCGUCAAACUUCCUUGUCGGUGCCCUCGAAGCCUGGUCAGAUGCAUUGAGAGGGACGAUCGAGGGCAUACUGGCCUGACUUCACUUGUUCUUUUUCAUAUCAAGGUCUUCAUCAACCUCAGUCUUUGCAAGUCUUUUUGUAACAUAGUCAUACCCCCUCUAUCAAGCAUUGCUCUGAAUAUCCACGG
Messenger RNA from Acaromyces ingoldii, 2103 nucleotides. Its product is annotated as carotenoid oxygenase. Lineage: Eukaryota; Fungi; Basidiomycota; Exobasidiomycetes; Exobasidiales; Cryptobasidiaceae. The record is from RefSeq and is a predicted model, not a curated record. Bases 75 to 1994 code for a protein of 639 amino acids. Gene Ontology annotation, molecular function: carotenoid dioxygenase activity. The transcript is spliced from 3 exons. Gene Ontology annotation, biological process: carotene catabolic process.